Arachis stenosperma is the source of this 2229-nucleotide messenger RNA. Its product is annotated as protein EDS1L-like. Bases 214 to 2055 code for a protein of 613 amino acids. The record is from RefSeq and is a predicted model, not a curated record. The transcript has 3 exons. NCBI's taxonomy places the organism in Eukaryota, Viridiplantae, Streptophyta, Magnoliopsida, Fabales, Fabaceae. Gene Ontology annotation, biological process: defense response; lipid metabolic process.
AAGUCUUCGUCAAUUUGGCAAUUUAAAUCCCUCUCCAUGGAAACUAACCAACCUUUUCCAAAACUUCAGAGCCUUCUCCAAACCAAAAUAGCAACCUAACAGCAAUUCAGUGUCUAUAAAAGGUCAUGAGCAAAUUCUUUAUGAUUUCUGAAACCAAUUAAACAAGCACACAACAAAAGCUUUGAUUCACCAUAAGUAGAUAUAGAAUUAAACAUGGCUGAAGGGUCUCUUUCAGACAUGAUAGGAGUGAAAGAUGAGGUUGUCAAGAAAGCUUGUGCUGCGGCCGUUAAAGCUAACAAGUCACCAGAAAAACCUUUUGUUCUUGAGAAGAUAAAGGUUUCUUCAGAAGCCGUUAAUAUUUUUGCUUUUCCGGCGUCAUGGCGUGUCGCGGAUUUGUAUGCUUCCAAUGGCAAACCAUUUGGGGAAACCAAGAUAAAUGUUGAACAGUUUCCAUCCCUCAGAAGCGUUGGCAAUGAUGAAGCCGCUUUGGUCAAUGAAGCCUCUUUGACAAGAUUCCAAUUGGUUAUGAGCAAUCCCACACUCCAAAACGAGGUGAGUAAAGCAAUCAAAGAAGGGAAGCAAAUAAUAUUUACAGGUCACUCCUCGGGUGCGUCAAUGGCCAAUCUUAUAACAUUUUGGACCUUGGAAGAGUACCUUAACCCAAACAAGAACCAACACUACAGGCCUCCAAUCUGUAUCACUUUUGGAGCUCCCUUAAUUGGCAAUCACAUAUUCUCUCAUGCUACUAAUAGAGAAAAUUGGUCUCGCUAUUUUGUACACUUUGUUAUGAGAUUUGACAUAGUGCCGCGGAUUUCGCUUGCACCUUUCACUUCUAUUGAACGAAUGUUUGGCACAAUUCUUCAACUCUUUGCAACCAGUAGGCUUUCAACGCUUGAUCCAACAAGAGCCAGCGCGGCUUCUGAGUUCUACACCACCGUGAUGAGGAAUGCAGCGACUGUCACAAGCCAUGCUGCUUGUAUUUUAAAAGGCAGCACAAAUUUGCUGCUUGAGACUGUGACCAAUUUUGUUGACUUGAGCCCUUAUAGGCCCUUUGGAACCUUCGUCUUCUGUCCAGGAAAUGGACAGCUAACUGUGAUAAGAAACGCUGACGCUGUUCUGCAAGUCUUGUUCCAUGCUGCCCAAACGAGUGAUUUGUCGCAAGUUUCGGAGGUUGCCAAGAGUAGCAUACUGCAGCAUCAAAUUCAAAACUAUGAAGCUGAAUUGCAGGAUAGCUUGAUGAUGCAGAAUGUAGUGUGCUUAGAUCAACUAGAGAGACUUCCUUUGUCUGCCGAUGGUUCUAAUUCUGAUGUUGUGACAGCAUUGGAUGGUCUUGGAAUGAACCCAAAGGCUAGACUGUGCCUCCGAGCGGCGGGCGAAUUGCAAAAGCAAAAACGAAGGAAUGAGAAGAAAAUCAGCCACGAGAUAAAUACGAAAGCUCUGCCAAGCAUGAAUGAUUUGGAAGAAUACAAAGCAUCAUGUGCGUUGAACAGGGGAUACUUUGAUGCCUUCAAGGUACAAAAGGAACCAAGAGACUUCCAAGCAAAUGUAAAAAGGUUGGUGCUUGCGGGGGUGUGGGAUGAGACCAUUGAAAUGCUGAAAAGGUAUGAACUCCCGGAUGACUUCGAAGGCAAGAAAGAUUGGAUUGACCUAGGAACGAGCUUUCGCCGCCUUGUGGAGCCGCUAGACAUUGCCAACUAUUAUCGCCACCUCAAGAAUGAAGAUACAGGACCUUACAUGAUCAAGGCUAGGCCAAAAAGGUACAGGUACACUCAGAGGUGGCUGGAGCAUGCUAACAGGACUCCGAAAGCUGUUAUCACGGAAUCCACCUUCUGGGCCGAGGUGGAAGAGCUUUGCAGCUGGACUAGCACCAAUAAACCGUUUGAGGAUGUUAAGGAGAGGGUUGUGCAACUAGAACAAAACAUUAAACGAUGGAUUGAGAAAGGAGAAAUAACUAAGGAUGUGUUACUAAGGGAUCCUACCUUUGUGAACUUAUGGGAGAAUCUACCUAGGGAACACAAGGCAACAACAUCAUGCAUUGCUAAUAUCAUUGUGUGAGAAAAAUUUAGUAUUCAGCUUUAUCUCAACAGCGAAUAAUGUUGUAAAUCUAGGAUGUGCCUAUUGCUAUGUUAUGCAGUCAUAGUAAAUGCUUUGUCUAAAAGCAAUAAUUUUAUAUUUGAUCUGAUGCAACACAAUGUACUCUCUUAUAAUAAGUCUUCUAAGUUUUCGUCC